AUGUCUCUUAAAUUGAACAUUAAGCAGCACCUGAGUGUUCCCUCAGAUCGCGUCAAGUGCAUUGACCUCUUGUGUCACCCGUCGGCGGAACCGUGGAUGUUGUGUGCUCUACACAAUGGUCACGUGCUGAUAAUUAACUAUCAAACUCAACAAAUUGUCGAAGAUUUCGAAGUCUGUGCUAAGCCCGUGCGUUGCGCUAAAUUUAUUGAGCGCAAAAAUUGGAUCGUAACCGGCUCGGAUGAUGGCAUGAUACGAAUCUAUGACGUCAAGUCACUAGCACCGAUACACUCAUUUAAAGGACACUCGGACUUUGUGCGCAGUAUAAUCGUCCAUCCUGAACUACCGUUGCUCUUGACAUGCAGUGACGAUAGUCUCAUCAAACUAUGGAACUGGGACAAGCAAUGGUCCUGCGAUCAAGUUUUUGAAGGCCAUUCGCAUUAUGUAAUGCAGAUUGCCUUUAAUCCCAAAGAUUUUAACACAUUCGCCUCCGCUUCCUUGGAUAAAACUGUAAAGACCUGGCAAUUGGACUCUAACGUGGCAAAUUUAACACUGGAAGGUCAUAAGAAGGGCGUAAAUUGUGUAAAUUACUAUCAUACCCCAACUGAAUCGUUCUUAAUAUCUGGUGGCGAUGAUUAUGUGGUCAAAAUUUGGAAUCCAAAGAACAAUUCGUGUGUUCAAACACUGGGGGGUCAUAGCGACAACGUUACAGCUGUAGCUCUUCACAAGGAAUUACCUAUUGUUUUCACCGGAUCCGAAGAUGGAACUUUUAGGAUUUGGCGCUUGGACAUGGAAAAACAAACACAUUACCUGGAAUCAUGUAUUGAUUAUGGUCUAAAGCGUCUCUGGACCAUUGCCAAUCACUUCAAUAAUGUAGACUUGGCCCUUGGAUUUGAUGAGGGAUCGAUUAUUAUUAAAGUGCAACAGGAAUAA
Drosophila willistoni is the source of this 930-nucleotide messenger RNA. RefSeq names its product coatomer subunit beta'. Gene Ontology annotation, biological process: intracellular protein transport; endoplasmic reticulum to Golgi vesicle-mediated transport; retrograde vesicle-mediated transport, Golgi to endoplasmic reticulum. NCBI's taxonomy places the organism in Eukaryota, Metazoa, Arthropoda, Insecta, Diptera, Drosophilidae. Gene Ontology annotation, cellular component: COPI vesicle coat. The record is from RefSeq and is a predicted model, not a curated record. The transcript is spliced from 2 exons. Gene Ontology annotation, molecular function: protein binding. The coding region runs from base 1 to 930 and encodes 309 amino acids.